Molecule: messenger RNA, 806 nt
Organism: Canariomyces notabilis
Lineage: Eukaryota; Fungi; Ascomycota; Sordariomycetes; Sordariales; Chaetomiaceae
Exons: 2
Coding region: 138-623 (161 amino acids)
Source: RefSeq, a predicted model, not a curated record
AAGGGCACCCACCCAGCCCUGCCAGGAGGGAUGACGUCUUUCCGGAUCGGGACAUGAAGAGAGCUGACAUGACAGCUGAAGAUCCAUCAGAGGUCAUAUCUCGGUAUUGGAGGCUCUGUUAGGUUUCGCAGACCCUGAUGACCGUUCUGUGUGAUGGCAAUAUCGUUGGGGCCAAAAACUUCUGGUACGCUGGCGCUUUUGUAUCCAGGCUGGCAGGAUAUACAGUGCAUGUUAUAGCACAGAGCGUGGAAAUUCUCCGAUGUUUGCAUCCUCAUGACCGGGGCUGCAUUCCUUGCCGUUUUCUAAGCCAAAGAAUAGCAACGCUGAUCAGUCCCCGUUUCUCCCCUUUUGCGCAGGACGAAACCCGAAGGUCGCGGCUGGAGAAAGAAAACCAUCGAGCUCCCGCGAGAAUCCUCAGCUCGGAGACGGACAAGGCCCCCUGGUCAAACCGUUGCCCAGGACAUGAGCUCCAGUUGUUCUCUGACGCAAUGCCCCCCCAAAAUCUUGGACGACCUUUUCGAGACGAUCGUAUCGAGGCUCUUUUGCGUCAUAACUGUCAGGAAGUUGUAGUGUAUAAAACCCUUUGUCGCGAUGCCGCCGUUGAGUCCAGGUCACCCUGGUGACUGUAGGGAGGAAGAGGUUGAAGGUCCCUUCAACCAACUCACCAGGGGUGAGCUCCUGAGCAUGCAUUCUGCCGCAGUUGAUUAGCCAUCCUUGCGAGUGUCUGUGCAUCAUCAUGCUCGACAGAACGACGGGAGCAGCGCUUCACUGGCAAGCUUCUGAGAGUUGGAAGCUCGACGUUUAAC